AUGAUUCACAUCACUCUGCCAAGGAACAAAGCCGAGACGCGGCAGGUUGCUGUGCUCCACGAAGGAACCACAUCUAAACUGAAGGAAAUACAUUGUUCAGAAAAUUGGGAAGAUCCCCUUUUAAGAGUUGAUUUCCUUCUGAAAGUGGGUGGCUGUGGAAAAAUGAAGCUGAGUCUUGCAAUAUUUCUGUCUUUCAUUUUACAGACUGGGAUUUGCUCUGGAAUAAAAUGGCUAGCUUUGUCCAAGACUCCCUCCGUGCUUGCUCUGAAUCAGACCCAGCACUGCAAGCAGCUAGAAGGCCUGGUCGUGUCCCAAGUGCAGCUGUGCCGCAGCAACCUGGAGCUCAUGCAAACCAUCAUCCAGGCCGCCCGGGAAGUGAUAAAGACGUGCCGCAGAACUUUCGCCGACAUGCGGUGGAACUGCUCCUCCAUUGAGCUGGCACCCAACUACCUGCUGGAUUUGGAGAGAGGUACAAGGGAGUCAGCAUUUGUGUAUGCCCUCUCUGCUGCAGCCAUCAGCCACACCAUCGCCAGGGCCUGCACCACCGGGGACCUCCCUGGCUGCUCCUGCGGUCCCAUCCCAGGUGAGACACCUGGACCUGGGUAUCGAUGGGGAGGAUGUGCUGACAACCUCAACUAUGGUCUUGUCAUGGGGUCCAAAUUUUCAGAUGCUCCCAUGAAGAUGAAAAAAUCAGGAUCACAAGCCCAUAAGCUGAUGCAUCUGCACAACAGUGAAGUAGGGAGACAGGCCCUGAAAGCCUCUCUUGAAAUGAAAUGUAAGUGUCAUGGAGUUUCUGGUUCCUGUUCUAUCAAGACCUGCUGGAAGGGUCUUCAAGAACUGAGAGACAUCGCACAGGACCUCAAAAACAAGUACUUGUCAGCCACAAAGGUGGUACACCGACCCAUGGGCACACGCAAGCAAUUAGUACCAAAGGAUAUUGACAUCAGGCCAGUUAAAGAGACAGAGCUGAUUUACCUGCAGAGCUCGCCUGACUUCUGCAUGAAGAAUGAAAAAGUGGGAUCACACGGGACACAAGACAGGCAAUGCAACAAAACCUCCAACGGCAGCGACAGCUGCGACCUGAUGUGCUGUGGCCGAGGCUACAACCCGUACAUGGACAAAGUGGUGGAGCGGUGCCACUGCAAAUACCACUGGUGCUGCUACGUGACCUGUAAAAAAUGCGAGAGGACUGUUGAAAGAUACGUGUGCAAAUGA
Messenger RNA from Emys orbicularis (European pond turtle), 1215 nucleotides. It is a transcript of the gene WNT11, whose product is annotated as Wnt family member 11. Gene Ontology annotation, cellular component: extracellular region. Gene Ontology annotation, molecular function: frizzled binding; cytokine activity. Gene Ontology annotation, biological process: cell fate commitment; canonical Wnt signaling pathway; multicellular organism development. Bases 1 to 1215 code for a protein of 404 amino acids. The transcript has 6 exons. NCBI's taxonomy places the organism in Eukaryota, Metazoa, Chordata, Testudines, Emydidae. The record is from RefSeq and is a predicted model, not a curated record.